AUGGCGACCUUAACACUCUCUGAGCCAAUUUUCCUUCACAGGCCAAAUGAACCACGACCUGGAUGUCCAUCAGCUAAUACCAUCUGUAGUACCAUCUACCAAGAUUCACCAGAGAAUAUAGGUGACGAGUACUUAGUGAACAGUAUCUGUAGUUGUCAAAAUGGUCAGUCAUGUCCAGUAGAUAUAGAUCAUAAUAACACACUUCAAGUAGAUGAUGGUGUAUGGUAUGGAUUAUGCCAACCGACCAAAGAUUUUAGUGAAUGUAAAGUAAAUGAUGUAGCUACCAGGUCAUUUGAGAAUUCAGACAAAUUUCAAGGCCAUGGGUAUUCAGAGUUAAACUGUAUAUGUACGUCAGAAAAUAAAGUAGUAUUGGAGAACAAAAUAAGAUCGGAAGACAGUGAAUAUGGUCCUGGUGUUGAUAAAAUAUGUGGAGAGGAAGUGGAGAAGAGAGGAAUUGAUCAAGGAAUGUCCAGUUUUUAUAAAAGAAGUCAAGAUAAUGGAUUAAGCAGCUUUUACAAGAGAGGGAGUGGAUUAAGUGCUUUCUACAAACGAGGAAACGGCUUAAGUUCUUUUUACAAAAGAGGUCAUGAUUUAAGUGCGUUCUAUAAACGAAGUAGAGGUUUAAACUCUUUUUACAAACGUAGAUCACCAUUCCAACAUGUUAGCUCAUUUUAUAAAAGAGAUCUUGGACAUGUUAGUUCCUUUUAUAAACGUGCACCAGAAAACAGUUUAAGCUCUUUCUAUAAACGAUCGCAUGAUAUCGGUAUGAAUUCCUUUUAUAAGCGCUCUCGUGAUAAUGGCAUGAGUUCUUUUUACAAAAGAUCGCCGAAUGAUCUAUCUAAUUUCUACAAAAGGGUACCUGUCGGUUUAAGAAAUUUUUAUAAGAGAUCUGUCGGAAAUGAUAUGUUAGGUUUUUACAAGAGAACACCCUCGUCAUAUGAUUUGUCAAGUUUCUACAAGCGCGCAUCUGGAAACAACGCUUUGUCCAGUUUUUAUAAACGCGCCCGAGAAAACGACCAACUUUCGGGUUUCUAUAAACGUGCUGCUGGCAAUGACGAUCUUUCAAGUUUCUAUAAACGUUCUUCUGGCAAUGACGACCUUGCAAGUUUCUAUAAACGUGCUGCUGGCAAUGACGAUCUUUCAAGUUUCUAUAAACGUGCUGCUGGCAAUGACAAUCUUUCAAGUUUCUAUAAACGUGCCGCUGGCAAUGACGGUCUUUCAAAUUUCUAUAAACGUGCUGCUGGUAAUGACGGUCUUUCAAGUUUCUAUAAACGUGCUGCGGGCAAUGACAAUCUUUCAAAUUUCUAUAAACGUGCUGCGGGCAAUGACGAUCUUUCAAGUUUCUAUAAACGUGCUGCGGGCAAUAACGAUCUUUCAAGUUUCUAUAAACGUGCUGCUGGCAAUGACGAUCUGUCUGGAUUCUAUAAACGUGCUGCGGGCAACGAUAAUCUUUACAAUUUUUACAAAAGAGCCCCCGUUGCAAGCCAAUUGUCAAAUUUUUACAAGCGAGGUCUUUCAUCCAAUGAUCUCGUGGCAUUUUAUAAAAGAGCACUUGGUAAUGGUGUUUCUAGUUUUUAUAAACGAGCUAACUCCGAUUUAUCUUCGUUCUAUAAAAGAGCAGUUGAUGAUGUCAGUAAUUUCUAUAAGCGUUCCGGCGAAGAUGACCAAACAAAUGACAACAGUUUAAGCAGUUUCUACAAGCGUUCUUUAAAUGGUGGACAAAACAGCUUUUACAAAAGAUCUCCCCUCGAUCAUGAUGUAAGCCACUUCUAUAAGCGAGGCCUCGAUGAUGUAAGUUCAUUCUACAAAAGAAAUGCAAAUCGGCUACAGAGUUUUUAUAAACGAGCCCGCGACAACACUUCAAAUUUCUAUAAACGUAGUCCCGAACAGCAAAGUAGUUUUUACAAAAGAGCCCCUAAAGACAAUGUUAGCAGUUUUUAUAAAAGGGAUUCUAGUGACAAUAAAGAUGUUGCCUUUUACAAAAGAAGUGUGUGAGGCAAUAAUUCUGAAUUCCUCUAUAUUUAGUAAAGCAAGGCCUUGUAUAAGUAGCAAUAUAUCUGAAACACUAUAGUUGCACGGAUCAAGUGUGUUCUGUUAAGAUCGGUAUGUGUCUAUGUAAUAUAAAUAAAUAUUAAUGCUUGAUUCAAAUAAAGUUAUGUUUCUU
Messenger RNA from Lottia gigantea (owl limpet), 2164 nucleotides. RefSeq lists its product as hypothetical. Lineage: Eukaryota; Metazoa; Mollusca; Gastropoda; Lottiidae. The record is from RefSeq and is a predicted model, not a curated record. The transcript is spliced from 5 exons. The coding region runs from base 1 to 1995 and encodes 664 amino acids.